UCUAUGUCACAAACACAAUUCUACCUCAAUUCCUCUUUAUUUAUCAACACACUGGGCCUCGAAAUCCAAAAAAAGAAAUAAAAAAUUUAUAUUUCACUUGAAUAAAACCUUGAAUUCUCUGCAUAUAAAAUAAAUAAAUAAAGAAAGUUCCCACAACCUCAUCAUUUCCUUACAGCUCACUCACCCAUUUGAAGUUGAACCCAAGAACCGCCUCUCUGUUACUUUUUCUUUUUCUUUCUCUAAAGCAAUGAUCUUCAACUUCUCCUGCUGCUUCAAGUUUGUAAUAUUCUACUCUCUUUUACUUUCCCAUCUUCUUCUUCUUCAAACUCUUUACUAAUCAAUGGCUAAGCUUGUCUAUCAAGCGUGGAAGGCUCGCAAUAUAUUCCUCUUUAAUGGCAGGCUUAUUUUUGGCCCAGAUGCUAAGUCUCUAGUUGUUACCGUAUUGCUUAUAGUGGUUCCGGUUGUUGUCUUCUGUACAAAUGUCACGAAGAACCUCCUCCAUGGAUUGUCAGCAUAUAAUGCAGGCUAUAUAAUUCUGACAGUAGUAAUUCUAUUCACAAUCUUGGUACUGGUGUUUCUUUUUCUUACUUCAGCACGAGACCCAGGCAUCGUUCCUCGGAAUUUGCACCCUCCAGAGGAAGACAUCUACGAAUCUUCAGCAGCUUCACUUGAAGGUGGGAGACAAACACCAACUCCACGGUUGCCCCGAACAAAAGAUGUCCUUGUCAACGGGAAGCUUGUGAAAGUGAAAUACUGUGAGACAUGCAUGUUAUACCGCCCACCCCGAUGUUCCCAUUGCUCUGUAUGUGAUAACUGUGUGGAGCGGUUUGAUCACCAUUGUCCUUGGGUUGGCCAGUGCAUUGGACUACGCAACUACCGUUACUUCUUUCUAUUUGUUUCUUCAUCCGCUCUGCUAUGCAUCUUUGUCUUUGCAAUGUCAGCUGUGAACAUAAAACUUCUUAUGGACGAUUACGGAACUGUCUGGAAGGCAAUGAAAGAGUCUCCUGUAUCUGUGAUACUAAUGGGAUAUUGUUUCUUUUUCCUGUGGUUCGUUGGCGGUCUCACCUGCUUCCAUCUCUAUCUUAUAAGCAGAAACCAGACCACGUAUGAAAAUUUUCGUUAUGGUGCACGCAAUGGGCCGAAUGUCUACGACAGGGGAUGUCUACUUAAUUUCAUUGAGGUAUUCUGCACCGGGAUGAAGCCUUCAAGAAACGAUUUUCGUGCGCAUGUACAAGCACUGGCGCCAAUGCCAUCCAUGCGUGUGGCCCGAGAAGUAAACAUAGAAGAUUCAGAUGGAUUCCGUCGAGUAAAAGUAGAAGAUAAUAUGGACAUGGAAAAUGACCUUUCAAAGAUAUCUGAGCGCCGGAAUGUUGAAGCAACUGACAGCAUUAGAUUCUGAUGGGGUCAUCAGGAACUGAAUUUUCUGUGUUAUGGAACUCGAGGGUGCAUUGGAAAGAAGAUAUCAUGACUGGUCACAGCAGAGGAGACGUGAGAUUUCUGCAAGAGCUGGUAUGAAAUUACCAAGAAUCACCGAGUUCUUUGCGAAAUAGUAGAGUUCAUUUGAUAGAAAAAGUUAUACUGCUUAAAAGGAAGAACUUGAUCAUCAUGUUGUUUAUAGUAAUUGAUAUCUUUAACAGAUGUAUACUAUGAGGAGCUUAAUUGAAGUUCCCAUUUAGAUAUAACCGAGGGAUUUGCUCCUUGGUGUCCCUGACGGUUCAUGUUAAAGAGUCAUUGAAUUCAUAUCUUUGGUUAUUGAAGUUGAUUCAUUUUAA
Messenger RNA from Mercurialis annua (annual mercury), 1772 nucleotides. RefSeq names its product protein S-acyltransferase 8-like. Gene Ontology annotation, cellular component: Golgi apparatus; endoplasmic reticulum. The transcript is spliced from 5 exons. The coding region runs from base 341 to 1399 and encodes 352 amino acids. The record is from RefSeq and is a predicted model, not a curated record. Lineage: Eukaryota; Viridiplantae; Streptophyta; Magnoliopsida; Malpighiales; Euphorbiaceae. Gene Ontology annotation, biological process: peptidyl-L-cysteine S-palmitoylation; protein targeting to membrane. Gene Ontology annotation, molecular function: protein-cysteine S-palmitoyltransferase activity.